AUGCGCUCUACAAUCGUCACCACAGUGCUUGUCGGAGCAGGCGUAGUAUCAGCAAAAGGCCUCCUAGAUCUCCCACUCGACAUAGCGAAUCUACUCACUUCGCUCUCCCCGGCACCAGCAAGCGACCCCCGAUGGACAAACUGGCAUCCCGCUUCCAGCGGUGAUGUACGCUCCCCCUGCCCCGGUCUAAACGCCCUAGCAAACCACGACUUCAUCCACCGCAACGGGCGCAACAUGACCAUCCCGCACCUAAUCGCCGGUCUCGCCGCGGGCCUAAACAUGGGCGCAGACUUUACCACCGCCAUAGGAGCCGCGGGUCUACUCUCCUCUCCCAACCCGCUAGGCGGCUCCUUCGACCUCGACGACCUGUCUAUGCACAACUUCCCCAUCGAGCACGACGCCAGCAUGUCCCGCCAAGACGCGUACUUCGCUAACCCGCAGCCCUUUCACAACCCCACGUGGCAGCAAUACAUAUCCUUCUUCAAUGGGAAAGAGCGUACGGAUAUCCCGACGGCGAGUAAGGCGAAGUACGCAAGGACAUUGGAUAGUCAGAAGAGGAACCCGGAGUUUGUGUAUGGAGCGAGAGAGGCGGUGCUGAGCUAUGGCGAGAAUGCGCUGUAUCUGAGUACUAUGGGCGACCCGGUUACGGGUAAGGCCAAACUUGAGUAUGUGAGGAGUUUGUUCGAGAUGGAGAAGUUGCCGUAUGAGCUGGGGUGGAGGCCGAGUGUGCUGCCGACGACAUUGCCCAGUUUGGGGUUGAUGAUUGUGCAGUUGCAGUCGAGUUCGCCGGAGCCGUUACUGGAGGGGGUUAAGAUUGUGGCGUAA
Molecule: messenger RNA, 825 nt
Organism: Alternaria incomplexa
Lineage: Eukaryota; Fungi; Ascomycota; Dothideomycetes; Pleosporales; Pleosporaceae
Exons: 1
Coding region: 1-825 (274 amino acids)
Molecular function (GO): peroxidase activity
Source: RefSeq, a predicted model, not a curated record